This is a messenger RNA of Paramecium tetraurelia, 477 nucleotides long. RefSeq lists its product as uncharacterized. The transcript is spliced from 2 exons. The record is from RefSeq and is a predicted model, not a curated record. NCBI's taxonomy places the organism in Eukaryota, Ciliophora, Oligohymenophorea, Peniculida, Parameciidae.
AUGGAAUUUGAAAACCACAACUCCCAAGCCAAUUCGACUCCUUGCUUCCAAAAUCCAUUUCUCUUUACUCCUGAUCAAUCUUAACAUUUUUACAGUGUUCCCAAUAACACCAUGAACCCUUUCAACAACUAAUUUUAAUAAUUCUAACAACCCUAGUUUUGGAAUUAAGGAACGAAUUUGAUAGCACAAUAAAACCAAUUUAACCCUAAUCUUGUAUUUUAAUAGGCCCCAAUACAAAUGAAUACUUAAUAAUUUUUCUAACAACCUUAGGAACAAAAUGAAGAGGAUUAUGACUAAGAUUAUUAGCCUGAAGAAGAAGAAGAUUCCAGUUCAAGUGAUAGUGAAGGAUAGGAAGAAGACCUUUAGGGAGAAGAAUAGUUUGAUGAUCCAGACUUUGAUUUAUAAGCUUACUUAAAAGUCCGUGAUCAACUUUGAAAUAUUAAUUUUAUAUUAACAUCAUAUAAUCAUUUUUCACUU